Molecule: messenger RNA, 2073 nt
Organism: Astrephomene gubernaculifera
Lineage: Eukaryota; Viridiplantae; Chlorophyta; Chlorophyceae; Chlamydomonadales; Astrephomenaceae
Source: the annotation of a GenBank genome assembly
CUGAUGUCUGAGUGCACCAAGACCGUACGACCGCAGGAUGUCGCGCAGAACGCUUCGUAGGUGUAGAUGCAAGACAUCCUUGCGUUAACUGCUCUACCGGUAUCGAUAGUAUCGCCUCGUUUACUGAAGGAAAGUCCGAUAUCUAACCGACCGCAGCUUCCUGGCCUGGGAAAAGCUAACACCACCCGAACCUGUGCGUAGUGCUUUAUGCAAUUUAUACGCGAUAGGGGUGCACAAAGGUAGCCUGAACGCGCAAGUGGCACUUCGCUGGUGGAGGCAUGGUGAUGGUUGACUCCAUCCACGCAAUUGGGUCUUCGUCUGCCAGCCAUGGAUCCAUCUCAACCCGUCGCCAACGGGUAGCAACGCGUUCAUUCAAACUGAGUACGAAAGUCCAGCAUGGUCCCAGCUUCCUACCACGUCGUGGCGCUUUUCCUAACCGUUGUCUCCUACAUCCUCGCGGCACCUCAGACGACAACAACGCAGAAACCAGCAACACCGCCAGCCCUCCGCCUCCGGGUUCCUCUGCGCCGGCCAGGCAAGCCUCUAGCUCCUCGUCAGGGAGCCCUGAGGCAGACCCUGACAAAGCCGCCGUAGAGGCGAUUUGGCAGGCCUUCAAACGCGAUGCACAGAAGUCGUUGGGCGAGAACGAGGCCAAGGUGCUUGACUCACUCAAGGUCGAUGACGUUAUGGGCGAGGGGGGUGACCUGAUGGCCAAGAUCGCAGAGGAGCAGCUGGGUCCGCUGCUGCGCUCGCUGGACAUCGCCGAGGAGCCGCUGGCCUUCUUCACCGACCUGCUGCGCACCGCCACGGCGCUGCAGCUGCUGUCGGCGGGGGCGCUGUUCUACGGAGCGGAGCUGGGGGCGGGGUGCGACGCGGGCGAGGCGCUUCGCUGCGUGUGCGGCCUGGCGCUGGGCUACCUGAGCCGCCCCUUCCUGCGGGUGGAGCUGCUGCUGGCGCCGCUGUAUGACUGGGUGCUGCAGCGGGUGGCGCCGGGGGCGGUGUACGAGGUGUCCUCCAGCCCCGAGGACGCCCAGGCAGUGCUGUCGCAGCUGGGGGUGGCGGUGGCGGGCGCCUGCCUGCUGCCCCGUCUUCUGUGGGGCUGGGAGGAGGGGGAGCUGCUGCAGCUGGUGCUGCCGCUAGCGGGCGGGUGGGUGCUGUUCGAUGUCAUGUACUGCGCGGCGCUGCUGGCCAAGUUGUCGCGCUAGCGGGGGCCCUCCCAGUAGCGAUGAUAGAAAAGGUGGGAGGGCUACGGAGGAGGCGUGAGGGCUGGGAGGGUGUGCAUCCGUAAGUGAGGUGAGGGGGCUGUGCGAGUAGAGAGCGAGGCGGUGGGAGGGAUUACCAAGGGUGCCGUAGUGGUUGGGGCGGUGGUAGCGGAAGCUAGGUAGAGCUAGCGGCAGGGUUGCGCGGGGAGGGGUGUGUGUAGCGUACAUGAGAGAUCGUGAGAGGAGCGCGCUGGUUGCGGCCUUCCGGCAGACGGUGCGCUUUCCCCAUGCAUGCCGUCUAGGGGGGCGUUGCGGUGCGGCAGGUUAGCUGUUACUGUUGGAUGCUGCAUGCAGUCGUUGCGGGUAGCGGUAGUGGGUGGAAGAGAGUGGGUGUGCGAGGGAGAGAGAGGCAGGUUGUGUCCGCUGGCAGCGGUGGCGUUUAUUACUAGCUGACUUACAAGAAAGGACUGUUCGAGGUAUGAGACCGUACGCGCAGCCCUGCCCACUCGGAGUACCACUCGGGCUGUGAAUGUGUCAUGCUGUAGGUCGUACGAAGGCACACGCAUUGCAGGCUUGUCACAUUGAUAAUUGCUAUUUUGCAGGAAACAGUAAACAUCGGGUUGCAUUGCAUUCACCAACAACAACAAAUCACUCGUCCACCUGGGAGGUAACGGCAACCCGUGUCUGCACGGACCAACAACCAACUGCAGGUGGUAGAGAUGCAUAUCACCCGCACGUCUGUCUGGUCGUCUCUGACGUUCGACCCCUGGGCUCCAACACCAUUGCCACCCUCACCUUCCUCCUGCUUGGUACACCUUGCCUGACACACCCCACACAGCACGCAGGCAAGCACUUGUUUGUAAUCGUAACA